AUGGACUGGAUUAUACAUGCGUCGGCCGUGCGUUUGGAGCGCAGGGUGUUGGGCAUUAACGAAAGCGACGAUGGCCGUGUCGGUUCCAGUCGCGACGGCAGCAACGGCGGCACCCUCGUCAACUUCAAUCCGGCCGGGGACAAGAAGGACUCAGCAUCGCUGUCCGCCCUCGGCAGUACGUUCAUCCCCGUUGUCGUCUACUCGGCCGUCUGCCUCUUGGUAUUUUUCGUCUUCCGGCGCAAGUGCCAUCGGGUGUACGCGCCAAGGACGAUACCGUCGCUUCGGGCCCCCGAGACACCCAGCCCUGUGCUUCCCAACGGUUGGUUCAAUUGGAUCAAACCCUUCUUUGCCAUCAAGGAUGACUACAUCCUCAACAACUGCUCGCUCGAUGGCUACUUUUUCCUUCGUUUCCUCCGCAUCUUGUCCAUCAUCUGCCUCGCUGGGCUCUGUAUUGUCUGGCCAAUUCUUCUGCCUAUCAACGGGACGGGUGCUAGUGGUCUAGGCGAGCUGGACUCGCUGACGAUUGGAAAUGUCAAGCUGGCCGCUAAGUACUAUGCGCAUGUCCUCGUCGCCUGGAGCUUCUUCGGCUUCGUGUUGUUCAUGAUAUGCCGAGAGUGCAUCUACUUUAUCAAUCUUCGACAGGCAUACCUGCUUUCACCAAACUACGCCAAGCGGUUGUCAUCAAGGACCGUCUUGUUCACCUGCAUUCCUAAGCCGUAUCUUAACGAAGCGAUAUUGCGCAAGCUGUUCGGAGACUCGGUCAAAAACAUCUGGAUCGUCAAGGAUACGAGCGCCCUCCGUGCUCUCGUUGCCGACCGCGAGGAGACGGCUUCUCGGCUACAGCAAGCCGAGGUCCGACUUAUUAGACAGGCAAAUACGGCACGAAAUAAACACCUAAAGAAGUACCCGACCGCUUCGUCGGCCGCAGACCGCCACCUAGACAAAGGCGGCCCUCCUUCUUCUCGGCCCUCACAAAACGACGCAGAAAAGGGGCAAGUCGUCGACACGUCAUCCACACACACCCCGAGUCACAACCCGCCGUCAGUAACGGGCCCCGACAGCCCAUCGCUUGACAGAACAAAGGAUAUAGAUCCUGAAUAUAUCCACCCUUACGGCCUCGAUCCCUCGCUUCCCGACGUCCGGGGCUCCGUUGCGGCGCUUUGGAUGCCCGUGCAAGCCCGGCCCCACCACCGCCCGUUACGUAACUUUGGGCGCCGCGUCGACACGAUCCGCUGGACGCGCGCCCGGCUGAAGGUGCUCAACCGCGAAAUUUGGAACCUCCGACGACAGUACCGCCGUGGCGAUGGUGCCUCGCUCAACGCGGCCUUCGUCGAAUUCGACACGCAAGCGAACGCCCAGGCUGGGUUCCAAAUCCUGGCUCAUCACCAGCCGCUACACAUGUCGCCCUGCUACAUCGGCAUGCACCCCAGCGACAUCGUCUGGAGUGCCUUACGGAUCCGCUGGUGGGAGCACAUUAUGCGCCGAUUCUUGAUGAUGGGCAUUAUCGCGGCGGCUGUGAUCUUUUGGUCCAUCCCGGCCGCCGUCGUCGGCAUGAUCAGCAAUAUCAAAUCCCUCAGUGAGAAGGUCGUCUUUCUGUCCUUCAUCAUGAAGCUUCCAAGCCCCAUUCUCGGCGUUAUCCAGGGCUUGCUACCGGCGCUGGCCUUGUCUUGGCUGAUGGCGGCCGUACCUUGGAUGCUCAGAGGCUGUGCGCGGGUGGCUGGUGUUCCAUCGCAUGGCCUGGUCGAACUGUAUGUCCAGAAUGCCUACUUCUUCUUCCAGGUCGUACAGGUGUUCUUGGUGACAACCCUCACCUCGGCUGCCUCAGCAGCGGUGUUUGAUAUCAUCCAAAAUCCGAUCAUGGUCAAGGAUAUGCUGUCCGAAAACUUACCGAAGGCGUCCAACUUCUAUCUUUCGUACAUCCUCAUCCAGUGCCUUGCUGCGGGCACAACGAGACUAGCCAACUUCGGCGACCUGUUCCGACAUGAGAUCGUGUCAAACAGCAUCCAAGACCCGAGGCGGAGGUUUUACCGGUGGAAGAAACUGCGCGAGGUGCAUUGGGGCAGUGAAUACCCGCGGUUUACCAACAUGGGUGUCAUCGCCAUCAGUUACUCCUGCAUCGCCCCUUUAGUCCUAGUCUUUGCUGGUCUUGGCAUGACAUUCAUCGGCUGCAUUUACCGCUACAGCUUGAUUUAUGUCAACGAUACCGGCCCCGACACCAAGGGCCUCUUCUACCCCCGCGCCCUCAUGCAGCUUAUGACGGGCCUUUACAUUGCCGAGGUUUGCCUCAUUGGUCUCUUCGCCCUCAAGGCCUCCAUCGGGCCAUUGCUCCUCAUGGCUAUUUUUCUCGUUUUCACUGCUCUUGUCCACGUCUCGCUCAGCGAUGCAGUCACACCUCUACUCACGAACCUCCCACGAACACUCGCCCUGGAAAAAGAUAUUGGCCGUGUUUCUGAGGAUGGGCAGUCGAGCGAAGAUACCGUAACACCUGCCGAUUACCCCACCGGUGGGCUUGCCGCAGAUUACUACAAUAUGUCAGCCGAAGAUGAAAACAACAACAGCAACAACAACAACCAUCAAGGAGAUGAUGAUGACGACGACGACGACGAUACGUCCUCGCUCCCCGAUCCGACUCCGCCCCAGGACCUCGACACCGACAUCCAGCUCCGCGGCAUCGAGGGCAGUAGCAGCAUCAAAUACCACAUCACCAACUGGACCAAAACCUACCUCAAAUCCAGCUUCUCCUCUUCUGCCUCCCCGCCCCCGACCACCAUCACCACGAACCCCUCCGCUGCCCCCCCGCAAGAACCCCCCUCCCACUUCACCCGCAUCCUUGCGAACCUCAAAUUCUCCAUCACCCCUUCCGACACCACGCCCCCAAACGCCCUCCUCACCUUCCUCCACCCAGAGAUCUACCAAUCCUUCCGUCACCUCGCCCCGCGCAUCAACCCGGGCCCGUGCCCAGACGACCACCCCCUCCCCGCCAACUACGCCAAACGCCUUGCCUAUCGCCCGCCCGAGAUGUGGACGCCCGCGCCGAGGUUAUGGCUGCCCCGGGACGAAGCCCGCGUGAGUCGACAGGAGCUGGCGCACAGCGCUGGGUCCGUAGCUGGGGCGAGUGAUCGGGCGUGUUGGCUGGUGGGGUCGAAGACGGUGGAUAAAAGGGAAGGGAUGUUGAAAGUCUGGAUAACCACCCGAACCGGCCCCGGAAACACAGAAGUUAGGUCGCGAAUCCCGUCCUCUGGCCGUGCUGAUGAUGCCCCAUGCCCUGGCUAUCGUUCGACACAUGGUUAG
Dichotomopilus funicola is the source of this 3291-nucleotide messenger RNA. RefSeq lists its product as uncharacterized. NCBI's taxonomy places the organism in Eukaryota, Fungi, Ascomycota, Sordariomycetes, Sordariales, Chaetomiaceae. The record is from RefSeq and is a predicted model, not a curated record. The transcript has 6 exons. Bases 1 to 3291 code for a protein of 1096 amino acids. Gene Ontology annotation, cellular component: plasma membrane. Gene Ontology annotation, molecular function: calcium-activated cation channel activity.